This is a messenger RNA of Cooperia oncophora, 504 nucleotides long. The record is from the annotation of a GenBank genome assembly. NCBI's taxonomy places the organism in Eukaryota, Metazoa, Nematoda, Chromadorea, Rhabditida, Trichostrongylidae.
AUGCAUGGUUUAACGGUUGACCGGAUGUCAGCAGCUAUCAUAACUUACCCCAGCUUCACGCGAUUCCCAUGCCAGUGCCAUCUACGAUUGGCAAAUGACGUAGCUCGUCGGUCGAUUAUUGAUUCAUCGACCAGUAAAGAGUUGCUGAAACCCAAGUCAUUAUUGUGGCAAGAUGUCGGCUAUACUCCUCCGGCAUACUUCACGAGUCGUGGUGAUGGAACGAAUAUCCAGCGAAUCACAACAGAGUCAUUCGACGAAUUUCUGGAGGACGUCAGCGGCGUGGCGUAUGAUCAACAAGGGUCAAGAGUACUAUGGUUGACGUCGAAGAACACUCUGGUCAUGGCCAUGGACACGAAGACGUGGGCGAUCACGCCGUACACCUACGCCAACGGCAGCCGCAUCGACGCGAUCACCACUGAUCAUUGGACAGGCGAUGUUUUUCUGGUUACCGAUGGAGUACUGAUCAAGAAGAAGUUUGGCACGAAAUCUGCGGAUUUAUGGUAA